Messenger RNA from Racocetra persica, 352 nucleotides. NCBI's taxonomy places the organism in Eukaryota, Fungi, Glomeromycota, Glomeromycetes, Diversisporales, Gigasporaceae. The record is from the annotation of a GenBank genome assembly.
UUUAGACAAAGACCCACAAGGAAGCAAUACUGCUUUUUAUGCUUGUAAAAAUAAUUGUAGUAGUGGUUCGAUAGUGGAAAUUAGUUCUAAUAUGAAUGUGGAUGAUAAAAGAAUAAAAUAUGAAGUAAAAAAAGAUUGUUAUUUUGGCCCUCAUUACCAACGACAAAAUGAUUUUACUUGUGCUACUUGCUACGAAAAAAAUAAUAGUCCUAAUCUCCCCAGUCCAUCCAAUCCUAACCAGCCAAAUAACCCCAGCCCCAACAAUAAUUCUAACCCCACUAUCCCCAAUUCUGUCCAAGAAUAUUUUCAAGCCAAUAAUGUUAAAAAAAUUGAGUUAGAAAAUAAUAAAUGA